Spodoptera frugiperda (fall armyworm) is the source of this 2650-nucleotide messenger RNA. RefSeq lists its product as uncharacterized. Lineage: Eukaryota; Metazoa; Arthropoda; Insecta; Lepidoptera; Noctuidae. Bases 42 to 1145 code for a protein of 367 amino acids. The transcript has 3 exons. The record is from RefSeq and is a predicted model, not a curated record.
UUUCGUUCUCAUUUGCUAAUCGUCAGUGGACCAAACUAGUCAUGUUGUGGAAACACUCGUUAUCGAAUUUGUAUUUUCUAAUAUUUUUAAAAUUCAUCAGUUGUUGUCAGUGUAACGCUAAAAGCGUGAACAUAACCCAAAACCAAAGUGAACAUAAUUUAAACAUAGAGAAAAGACAACUGGAGUUUGAAGACUUUACCACGACGGAACUGAUUGAGAAUAUUACAGAAACAAUAUUCUUCGACUCAUCAACAUCGCCGCAUCAGAACGGAUCAGAGUCGAAUGAAACUACUACUGACAUAUUUAUUGAGACUAUCAGUGCUGAAACUUUGGAUAAUGAUCUAGAAAAGAAAGAUGGUACAAAGGAAAAGCCCUCCAAGGAUAAUGGAACAACCACAGAAACUACUUUUAACAGUGGAGAGUUGAUUGUGGAAGCAACUGAAAACAAUGUUGAUUUUAAUGAACUUUCGUCAAUAGACUUAGAGUUUGAGAACACCACUGAGGCCGCGAGUCGGAAAAAGAUGAAGAUAGUGAAGAGUUCACCGAAGGACUUGGUGGAAAGAUGUCCACACUACAAGAAAGGAAACUCCUUUAAUUUAUCCAAGAUGGCAGACGUGUGGCAAGUAGCGUAUUAUAGAUUGCCGAAUAAGUUGAAAUGUUUUAAACUGCACAUAAAGAUGGUGAAGUUUUUGGAGCAACAGCGCUACGCAUCAAUAUUUGGCAACUUCAAUGAAACAGUGCACUGGGAGAAAUGCUUUUUGGAAAUAAAAUCCAGUGAGAAAUUGGACGGUGGUUCCCGCAGACACUUCCUACAAGGAACACAGAGUGACAAAGGCGUGAUGGAUAACAUUAUUAUUGAUGAAGAACAUUGUCAAAACACAACUUAUUUAACUCUGCACCGGGAAAGUGGGGACCAGUGGCUGGUGAUAAAGAAUCUGCUGGUGAUGAGAGAUUGUGACACUGGUGACCUCGUGGUCUUCAGCAGAGUACCUUCGCGACCCAGAAAACAAGAGAUCUUGGAUGCUCUAAGGAUCUUUGGGGAGAACAAACCCAAUGGCACUAUGGCGUGCGAAGAAAAAACCGACAAAUCUUGGUUGAGGUAUCAGGAAGAAACUACGGAGGCCCAUUCUGAAGACGUUAAUUAGGGUUCAAGAAGAAAACAGUCGUAAGUUAAGGUCUGUCGAUGAAUAAUUUUCUGGUGAACGUCCAAUAGAAAUGUUUCUAAAAUGAUUCUUCUGCAUUGCGUUCUUUCGACAGAUGUAAAAUCUUUUUAAAACAAAAUUUUAACUACGAACGCAAUACACAUUUAGGUUAAAGUAAUAUUUGUAAUUGGUCAAUCAGUUACCAGUGCACAUUUCACUUAAUGACCACCAACAAGGAUCUCAGGAGUGGCACGAUUAAUUUUUGGGAUAGACAAGCUAUCUACUAUUGUUCAUUUUAAAAUGGAUAAUUGUCGGUCAACUUCUAAAUUGGCUUUAACUUGUACUUGACUGGCUGGUAGGGGUAGAAUCUUGAUGCAUUUUGAAUGGAGCUUAUGUCAAUUAUCUGUCUCUUGUUGCCAAAUUAAUCCACAGUAGGUAUAUUGAAAAUAACUGCUUAAGAAACAUUGAAAGUUAGGAGUGUAGGAGCUUCUAACUUCUUUUUAGGGCUGAUUUUUCAAUCUGUUAAUUUUUUAUUCAUAGAAUAAUCAGCAUCUGACAGAUUUUUGUUUGAAAAAACUGUCUAAAAUUAAAAAAAAAAAAAAAACAAAAUUCAUCCUCCGAUAACUUUGGAAAAAUCAGCCCUCAGACAAAAUGGCACUUAAGUACUACUGAAAAGAAAAUCUAGUGUAUGGAGAUUGACACAUUUUACAAAAUAUGUCGAACGUAUGUCAAGCCCAUAAACAUAAGUUUUCUAUUCAUUCGUUCAACAAACGCCAUUUGUCUAGGGUAAAAGUAACUCUUUAUCGAUUUUAGAUAAUAAGCACUUUGUUACAUUUUUACACAUUUUUUUAAUAAAAAUGUUAUAUAGUUUUCUUUUGGUUUUCACUCAUAAUAAUAUAUUUUUACUGCUUCGGUGGUCGAAUGUUGUGUACGGGUGCUACUGCUAAGUAUGGGAUCUCGGUUUCAACUCCCAAGUCAGGCAAAAGAUCUUUCUAUCGAUAUACUCAUACUUGACGCAAAAGUUUUUUCUUUUUUUAUGUUAGUAAAAAGGUUAAAAGUACCAGUGUGUAGCAUAUAUUCAGUCUCAUUUACAACUAAAAUUUGAUACAAGGAUAAACUUUAAAACUAAUACACAUGGUGAUGUUUAUUCUAGAGCAAGAUAAACCAUCUCGAAAUUUAUCCUUCACAUGAAAUGUCCAUUAUCUAAGCACUAAACUUCGUGUGCAAUGCGGACAUCUGAGGAUGCCAAAGUUAUGGGUCAAAUAGGAAUAUAAACUGUACUCCUCACAGAAUAGAAUAGAAAUGCUCAGCGAAAUAGAACGAUAUUAUGUGUAGUUUGCUUUUUGGCAGUGUUUGGCACGAUAACGAGGUUUUAGUUUCUCGGGGAAUAUAACUUGGGAGAUAGAACACCGAAUCUUGUUUAGUGAUCUUUGGAGCACAUGCAUGCGUCGUUUUCAUGUAUAUUUGAAGUCAAAAAUUGUCAUAGUCAUACGUUGGGUACGAUUAAA